This is a messenger RNA of Spea bombifrons (plains spadefoot toad), 1597 nucleotides long. It is a transcript of the gene SH2D4B, whose product is annotated as SH2 domain containing 4B. Bases 1 to 1293 code for a protein of 430 amino acids. The record is from RefSeq and is a predicted model, not a curated record. NCBI's taxonomy places the organism in Eukaryota, Metazoa, Chordata, Amphibia, Anura, Pelobatidae. Gene Ontology annotation, cellular component: cytoplasm. The transcript is spliced from 8 exons.
AUGCUCCAGCAAAUUCUUCGCGACAUGUACAUCGACCCGGAUCUCUUGGCCGAGCUGAAUGAGGAGCAGAAGCAGAUUCUCUUUUACAAGAUGAGAGAGGAGCAGAUCAAACGAUGGAGACAAUGGGACGCAAAUUUGGAUAAGGAAGAAUCCAAGAUGAAGCUCAAGGCCAAAUUCCAGCACAAUAACUCCAAACAUAUUCAAUGGCUGCGCGGUGCGGAUGGAGACGUUUGGGUCUGGAUUAUGGGAGAAGCCCGUGGAGACAAGCCGUAUGAACAAAUUAGUGAGGAGCUCAUGGCAGAACGAGCUAGACAGCAAGCCCAGAAGGAGGCAGAAGAAGAAUGGAGGCAGAAAGAAGCCGAGAUUGAGAAGAAGUUCAGAGAUGCCAUGGCCAAAGAAAAAGCAAGAAUUGUGGCUGAGAAAUGGAAAGUGGAGAUUGAAGAUCGGAAGGCAGCGAAACUCUUGGAGAAAAAGUUCCAGGAAGAAUUAAAGAGAAGAGAAGAAGAAGAACGGCGGAAAGGAGAGGAACAGAUCCGUCAGCGAGAGGAACUUCGUGCGAAAGAACUCUAUUUGAGUCUCAAGAGGGCGCAACAGCAGAGUCAGAAGAAUGAAAAUGAGGAGGAACAAUGGCAGGAACAGUUACGCAAGUCGAAGGCAGCAGACGAGGAUCGUAAGCACAAGGCACGGCGAGCUCGGGUCGAAUACCAUCGUCAGUCCUUACGUGCCAUACAGAAGGGAAAGGUGGCUGGUCUCAGUAACCUAUUUCAGGGCACCAUCUGGAAUAACGUCCAGGAAUCUAAUCAAGAAAACACCCUGGUGCACCCACUCAUCAGACCCCAGGUGCCAGCUGGGAAACAAUGGGGGAGACCACCUCGUCCAACCUCAAGGGACGUUAUCAUUCGUUGGUUUAAAGAAGAGCAAAUCCCGCGACGGGCUGGUAUUGAUAAGACCACCGGGAACAUCGCAUUAUGGUUUCAUGGAAUUAUUAGUCGUGAAAAUGCAGAAGAACUGUUGAAGAACAAGCCGGAAGGUUCCUUCCUCGUCCGAGUCAGUGAAAAAAUCUGGGGUUACGCCCUGUCUUACCGCCAGCAGUCCGGAUUCAAACAUUUCUUGGUGGACGCGUCGGGUGAUUACUACAGCUUCCUGGGUGUGGACCCAAACAGACAUGCCACACUCACAGACCUCGUUGACUUCCACAAGGAGGAGGUCAUCACAAGCACAGGCGGAGAACUGCUGGUGGAGCCAUGCGGACAGGUCAAGAGUCCACCCGAUUACACCAUGUUAUUUGACUGACCUUCAUCAGAAAUGAUACCAGUGGGUGGUCAGUGACCGAUUACUCUCUUAACUCUAGUAAAACCGAGCAAAGGAAGACGACGGGGAGCAUCUGAAUACGCGGGGAGCAUCUGAUAGAUAAAACCAUGGUAGCACAAUCUCGAUAGCACUUGAUGUUGCUCACGCUUAAUCAUAAAUAUUUGUGGAGUGUCAAUAAUGAAGAAAUUUGAAGUCCUUGAUUCAAAGCUUUUUCCCCCGAUUUUUAUUUCUUUUGUUAUAUGCUUUUUAUUGUUAAUAUGACGGCUUUUGAGGGAACAUUUUGUGA